AAAAAAGGAAAUAAAUGAUUUAGGCCAAAGAAAAAGAGGGGAAAAGAGUAGAAAACAAAAGGAAAACUUACAUUUGAAAAAGUCCAGCGUCACGCAUUCACCCUCACACACUUCAGUGUUCUCCAUCCCCAUUUCCCCGCCGGAAGUCGGAAGGCGCUGAUUAAUCAGACAUCUGGUUCACAAGGAUGGAUCGCCGGAGCUUCAUCUUGUUGAAUAGCUCGUCAUUGUUUACCGGAUACUGAUUUUUGAAAAUGCUUCGGAUUCACGCCGCUUGUUGUUCCUAUGGCCCUUUCAAGAUUAUUGGCAACAGCUAAUGUUAGGAGAGUUGCUGAUACUAUUUCCCUGAGCUCAAAGACUAAUACUUUGGAGGUAAAUCAUAGGCUGGUGCCAUCUCCUGGUGGACUUCCUUAUAUCCUGGGCCGGCUGUGUUUACACUGGAAGGUUUCGUGUAAAGGAUAUGUUUCGUAUACGUUAUGUGAAGCAAAGCAAACCUUGUCAGAAGCUGGAAGAAGUAAGAGAAUUAUUCGAUUUUCAACCAGUCAUGUAGUUUCAAAUCAUGCCCAUAUUGCCUGGAAAAGAUUUGCUCAAACUUGUUCGUUUACCACGGUUUUGCCUCCUGUAAGUAGGAUUGCAUGUGCUGUAAGCCUUGCCUUGACUCGAUCAAAGCUGGUAGCUCCUGGCAUAUUGGCUUUUGUGAUUAGAGAGCUAACAUGGAGAAAAACUCUGAUGGCAGAGGCAGAAGGCUUCCCAACCAGGGAUACUUUAUACAUGCACGCACAAAAUGGAAACAUUCAGCUGACCUCAUUUGUUUUUUUGCUACUUGAGGGUUUGAUAUUGUUUCUAAGAGCAAUAUAUUUAGCAGUUUUGUUCUGCCCUUGCAUAGCUAUGGCUCCUUUUGCUGAAUCCCUUGGCUCCGAGUAUAGGACAACAUGGUUGCAGACAGUUCGCGUUACUUUAGAGAAAGCUGGUCCAGCGUUUAUCAAAUGGGGUCAGUGGGCUGCAACAAGGCCAGAUUUAUUUCCUAGUGACUUGUGCAGUGAGCUGGCUAAACUCCACAUGAAAGCGCCAGCCCAUAGCUAUGCGUAUACAAAAACAACUAUUGAGAGUGCAUUUCGGCGCAAACUUCAUGAGAUUUUUGAAACCUUUGAAGAGGAGCCUGUAGCAUCGGGUAGCAUUGCUCAAAUACAUCGAGCUACCCUAAAGUUCCGUUAUCCUGGAAAACAAAUAAAGCCUAUUCUAGUGGCUGUAAAAGUCAGACAUCCUGGUGUUGGUGAGGCUAUUAGGAGAGAUUUUACUUUGAUAAAUAUAUUUGCUAAAAUUGCUGCUUUCUUCCCCACAUUGCAAUGGUUGAGACUUGAUGAAAGCAUUCAACAGUUCGCUGUGUUUAUGAUGUCUCAAGUCGAUCUUGCAAGGGAGGCUGCCAAUUUAAAUCGGUUCCUUUACAAUUUUCGUCGGUGGAAGGAUGUAUCCUUUCCAAAGCCACUGUAUCCGUUGGUGCAUCCUGCUGUCUUGGUUGAAACAUAUGAACAUGGUGAAAGUGUACAGUACUAUGUUGACAAGCUUGAUGGACACCAAGACGUCAAAAGUGGCUUAGCUCACCUCGGAACUCAUGCACUCUUGAAAAUGCUGUUGCUGGACAAUUUUCUCCAUGCAGACAUGCACCCGGGGAAUAUUUUAGUCAGAACAACUCGUGGCAAUGCUUCCGCUAAAGGUCUAUUCAAAUUAAGGCCACAUCUCAUUUUCAUCGAUGUAGGCAUGACUGCUGAACUAUCUGUGAAUGAUCGAGUCACCCUACUUGAGUUCUUUAAGGCUGUGGCCCUUCGAGAUGGCCGCACUGCUGCAGAAUGUACUCUUAAAUUGUCAAAACAUCAGAGCUGUCCGAACCCAGAGUCAUUCAUUCAGGAGGUGGAGAAUACCUUUAAUUUCUGGGAUACAGAAGAAGGCGGUUCCUUUCAUCCUGCGGAUUGCAUGCAACAAAUGCUUGAACAAGUCAGGCGACACAGAGUUAAUAUUGAUGGCAAUGUUUGCACAGUGAUGGUAACAAUGUUGGUGUUAGAGGGAUGGCAGCGUAAGCUUGAUCCCGAGUAUGAUGUGCUCCGAACAUUGCAAACCUUACUCUUCAAGGCGGACUGGGCGGAGUCUCUUGUGUACACCAUUGAAGGACUUAUGGCCCCAUGAAAGCUUCGGUUCCCCAGAGCACUUAUUGAAGUACUUGUUGAAGAAUUUAUCUGAAACGGAAUAGGUACACGAGUUUUAAAUGAAGAAAUAAAGAUGAGCAAAUCCUGAAAGCAUACUUCUGCUCUGAAAAUGCCGUAGUUUUUCCUUCUUUUUUUUUUUUUAGUUUAUAGAUAGUUUUUCCUUCUUCUGCUCUAAAUAGGAAUUGCUUCUUUCUUUUGUUUUCUUUCCUUUUCCCAACUUCACACAUUGUACCAUGUUAGCAUUGAACACGCGAAAAUGACACAACAAAUUUUGAAUAGAAAUAGGAAAGAUGAGAGAAAGAUCAUACAUUCAUGGAUAAAUCAUAGGUCAAUAUCUCUACGUCCAUCAUCUGUGAUUCUUAGACUCAAAUUGGAGAGUUAAUGUUAACUUUUACUAGAAAGCAUUGACCUCUUUAAAAGUAUGAGCAAUUUGCAAGAUCUGUAUAUUUUACCUAGUGGUUACGUAAGUUGCACCACUUACUGAGUAAUAUAUUGGUAUGCAC
Oldenlandia corymbosa var. corymbosa is the source of this 2701-nucleotide messenger RNA. NCBI's taxonomy places the organism in Eukaryota, Viridiplantae, Streptophyta, Magnoliopsida, Gentianales, Rubiaceae. The record is from the annotation of a GenBank genome assembly.